CCCACCCAUCUGUCAAAAAGGCAAAGCCAGAGAAUUCUUCCGGUAUCUUCCGGUGACGACAUCAACAUCAGGAUCAAUCAAGAAAUGUGACGCAAAAAUGGGAUGGACUCUUCACGGCUCCCGCUGUUACAAGAAGAUGGAGACAACCAACGGUUGGCUGGGGGCUCGUCACGACUGCCUCUGGGAGGGCGGCGACCUUGUUUCCAUCACCUCCACGGACGAGGAAGACUUUGUGAAGCGGCAGAUGGGCGACCAGCCCUUCUGGAUCGGGCUCUCCAAUCUGAACUGCAAAGAGGACUGGUGUCAGUUUUUGGAUGCGGGAAAAAAGAACCUGACUUGGCCCAACACCAGUAUGAUGCCGGACUACACCAACUGGGACCCGCGUCAAGACGGACGCUCCAACGUUGCUUCCUGCGCCUACGUCAACCAAGGUGUGGACCUCUACAAUCAGCCUGGAAAGUGGAGACAUGGCUCGUGCCAAUCCUCCUUGGCGUACAUGUGCAAGUGGUCGCCCGACGCUUCCUUCUGCGACUCUGGCGAGUUCCUGUACAAGGACUCUUGUUACCAUUUUGAGGGGACCCGUAAAACCUGGCAAGAGGCUGAGGGUUUCUGCAAGAACAAGGGAGGUCACCUGGCCAGCCUCCACUCACUGGUUGUCGGACAAUUUUUGUUUGCUCACGUGCGAGAUGGACAAGGAUGGUUGGCUUGGCUGGGACUCAGGAAGAACAAUGGCAACUUUGAGUGGAGCGACACAUCAUCUCCAGAUGAUGUCCCGUGGUAUAAUUCAUACAGAUCAUCUGAGUGCUCCAAAUUGGCAUUUGAUGGUAACGCUCACCUGACCCAAUGCGAUACCCUUCGUCCAUCCAUCUGUCAAAAAGGCAAGGCCAGAGAAUUUCUUCCGCUUCUUCUGACGCCGACAUCAGCAUCAGGCAAGAGCGCAAAGUGCGGCUGGUGGCAGGAAAACCCCGCCAACGACUUCUGCUACCUGAUCAACUCCAAGCCCACCAAGACCUGGAAGGAGGCGCGAGACAAGUGCGCCCGCCUCAGCGGCAACCUGCUCGGCUUCGCCGACUCGCAGGAACACGCCUUCAUCCAAGGUCUUCUGCCAAACGCUUCCUCUUUGUGGUUUUACACCAACGACACCACGGUUGAAGACGGCAGCGAGCAGUCGGCCCAAUCCUCACCCAAUUCCGUCCAGUUGGCCGCCGCAGGUAACCCCGGUGACCCCUCCGCCCGACGCUGCAACUCCUUACUCGGUGGCGAGGGCGGUCGGGAAGUCGGCGAUUGCGAGAAGAAGCGCGGCUACGUCUGCAAGAGACGAGUCGUUCAGACAUGUGAAACAAACAAAGGGUGGCAACGCCUCGGCUCCAACUGCUACAAGAAGAUGGAGACCACCAACGGUUGGCUGGGGGCUCGUUACGACUGCGUCUGGGAGGGCGGCGACCUGGUCUCCAUCACCUCGCCCUACGAGGAAAGCUUUGUGACGGAGCAAAUGGGCGACAAGCCCUUCUGGAUCGGACUCUCCAAUCUGGACUGCAACAAGGACUGGUGUCAGUUUUUUGAAGAGGGAGAAAAGAAGCUGACUUGGUCCGACACCGGUGUGACCCCGGCCUACGCCAACAGGGACUCGCGUCAAGACGGAAGCUCCCACCUUCAGUCUUGCGCGUACGUCAACCAAGGUGUGCACUCCUCCAGUCAGCCUGGCAAGUGGAGACAUGGCUCGUGCGGAUCCUCACUGGCGUACAUGUGCAAGCGGUCGCCCGACGCCUGCCCGGUGGGUCGGCUGUGUUCCUACAAAGACUACGGAUUGGGCUACCAUCGAGUGGAGACUUCCUACUGCGACCCUGGCGACUUCCUGUACAAGGGCUCUUGCUAUCACUUUGGGAGGAUGGAGCGCACUUGGAAGGAUGCCGAGAAGUUCUGCCAAGAAUCGAAAGGUCACCUGGCCAGCGUCCUCUCAUGGGACGAGGGCAAAUUCUUGGCUGCUCACGCGCCAUAUGUAGGAGGAUUGCAAUCUUGGGUGGGACUCAAGAAGAACAAGGACAACUUUGAGUGGAGCAACGCAACACCUGCAGGCAAGAUCGAGUGGGUCCCAAACAGGCCGGCCGGACGGGGUGACUGCGCUGCCUUGUCGCAGACUGGAAAACUUGAGGACUGGCCCUGCACCAAUAUUCAGCCAUUCAUCUGUAAAAAAGCCAAGGUCCAAGACUUUCUUCUUCCUCCGCCGGCAGGCUGGAGUGCAAAGUGCGGCUGGUGGCUGGAGCGAUCCUCCUCCGACUUCUGCUACCUGAUUCAACGCAAGCCCACCAAGACUUGGGAGGAGGCGCGAGACGACUGCCUUCGCCGCGGAGGCGACCUGCUCAGUAUCGCCGACUCACAUGAACAGACCUUCAUACAAAGUCUGUACACUUUACUCCCGAGCGCUCCCUCUCUGUGGUUGGGCGUCGACAAUAACGUCACGAAAGACGGCAGCGGGUGGACUGACGGAUCCCCGUUGGGUUACGUCGUCAUGGACGAAGAUGACCCCGGUGACCCCGCUGGUGCGUCCUGUCUUUCCCUGCUCACAAGCAACGGCCGCUGGAAGUUUGACGAUUGCCGGAAGAAGAGAGGCUACAUGUGCAAGAAAAGAGGAGACACGUCAAAAGCGCCGCGCCCUCAUGACGGCUUUAAGGAGAUCCUUGUCUGCGACAAGCAUUCUGCUGACCUCGUGUGUGAGGCUGAGGGUCAGAAGCAAAGCCGCAUCACUAUCCAGUCCGCCUUUUACGGUCGGCGGAGUGACGACGUUUGCCAGGAGGACGCAGACUCAAACGACGACUACUCAUUCGACGACGACGACUCAUCGGGAAACGGUAAGAGCUGA
This is a messenger RNA of Syngnathus acus (greater pipefish), 2860 nucleotides long. Its product is annotated as C-type mannose receptor 2-like. The transcript has 25 exons. The record is from RefSeq and is a predicted model, not a curated record. Gene Ontology annotation, molecular function: signaling receptor activity. The coding region runs from base 98 to 2860 and encodes 920 amino acids. Lineage: Eukaryota; Metazoa; Chordata; Actinopteri; Syngnathiformes; Syngnathidae.